GCACUAUCUUUGUCUUUUCUAGGGUUUAUCGUUCUCUCUCUCUCUCGAAAUCUCUAUCUCACUUUUUCCGUACAAUCAAUCACUAAGAUCUACUCAGGAUCUACUUGAGAUCUCAAGAGGCCCUGUACAGAUUUUGAUUCAUUCCGUUUUUCAAGUUGUUGUGAUCUCUUAAUCCAGAUUAUUCUAUAAUUUACCCACUUUUUGUACUUUGUUUUUGUUGUUAGAUUUCCAAGAUAUCAUCCUGUUAUCACUCAUUAUUGACAUCAAUGAAGCACAAAUACUCUAAAAUCUAUGUCACCGAUCCGACGAUGUGCUCUCAGACGUAGUCACCAAUACAUAUCUACAGAGUAUCUAAAUUUUUUUAUUAAUUUUUUUUUUUUGAUAUGCCGGUGACACGUCUCCGAUACGUUAGUGAUACGUCUGCGAUAUGCUGGUUAAACUCGUGACUACUUUUAUUUCUAGAACAUAAUCAAUUUUCUUUAAAUUUAUUUUUUCUUUUCUCAACUUUAAUUACCUCGUAACUUUCAUUUUUCUGCGACAUGAACAAAACUUUUCUUUUAACUACUUUUCACUCAACUUUACCUAUCUUUUAUUUUUCUCAUAAUUCCUUUACCAAUUACUAUCAAAUUUUGCAAAUUCAAUUGAAGUAAAAUUUAUUUUUAAUUUUUUAUAUUCAUUUUUUGAGCGUAUCAUAUUUUAGAUUUUUCAAUGACUGACGUACCUCCGUAUCAUAUUCGUGCUUCAUUGAUUGACCUAGUUGAUGAUGUUUUAUUUGUCCUUGAAAUAAUGAUAAAUGUCGUCACUUGGUAGUUAUAAUCUAUAACCCUUGUUAAGAUUUAGGGUACAAUAGUGAAUAGUAUAUUUUGUUAUUUUCUGAAGUUAGUGAUAAUGUUUUUCUUAUUUUUCAUUGAUUAUUGAUGGUAGCUACUAGCUAGUUGUUGUCCUGUGUUAGAGACAGAUUUUCAUUUAUUUUAAUGUUUUGUAUUCUUUCUUUUCCUCUUUUCUAGAAAAUUGUAAGUUACCCUUAUGUUUCUCUGGUUAAAAACCUAUAUAUAUGUAACAGUGUGUUACUGUCACUGUUUCUUUGGUUAAACCUAUAUAUAUGUAACAUUGCAUGACAGAAGCAGCUAUCAUUUGCCCUCAAGUAUCAUCAUCAAAGAAAGACAUGGAUCUUCAUCAAUGCUUUGGUCACAGGAGAAAGUCUUUGCCGUUUGUCGAAGAGGAUGGCUAUUCUGCUUCAUUUGAUUCUGGUGCCAAUAACUGGUUGGCUUUCUGGUUGUAUUUAGUGGCAAGUUCAUACUUUCUGUUUAAGGGAAAUGUCAACUUUUUCGGCGGCAGCAGAAUAAAAUCUCAAGAGAGUGUUUCAUCAUGUAACAUAAGCACACCAGAUGAGGGAAAGAAGAAUGAUGCAACUGUUGUAGAUGAUGCAGUUAGCUACUCUGAGGGCUUAGGGUCUCCCAACAGUACUUGUUCAUCCACCUAUUUUGAUGCUUACUCGGAGAUUUCAGAUUUUGACAGAACAAGUUACUGGCAUUCUUUAGUGAAUCUUGAAGAGGAAGACUCUGAAUGGCUUUCAGAUUCAAUGAUAUCUGAGAACCCUUCAAGUCCUCUAAGCAACAGUGGUGAUUCUUUCACUGAUUUUUCAGAUGUAGGCACACCUGGAUACUGGGAUUCCUUGCUCAAACUUGAAGAGGAAGACCGAGAGUGGAAUAUGGGCAAAGCAAGUUACUGGCAUUCUUUUUCUUUACUAAGUCUUGAAGAUGAAGAUUCUGAAUGGCUCUCAGAUGGUGAUUCUUUCACCGAUAUCUCAGAUGUAGGCACGCCAAGUUACUGGGACUCCUUACUCAGACUUGACAAAGAAGAAAAACUAGAGUGUGUUCAGGAUGAUUCUCCGGUCUCACCGUAUACGGGUACUAUGGUUCAUCCGGUUCUUCCUCCAAUUUCUACUGUCUCUUCAAUAAAUGCUGAUGAACCACUUUUUUGGCCAUUUGAUGGAGAAUUUGAUUGGGAUUCUGAGGAAAGUUCAUUUUGUAACUCGCCUAGGAAAAGACUUGUGUUUGAUUCAAACAUGGACAGUCCUUUGGAAUAUUUUGCUUGGGAGCAAGAAUUUGCAAUUGAGACAUUGGUGGGGCUCAAGGAGUUUGAUGGACACGAGGGGCUUGAACUUGAUUUCGAAUUUAUCGGUGACGGUUUUAUUAUGCUGGAAGAAUUUCUUCAAUAGAUCAGAAGCACAUGCAUAUAUAGGUAGGUUCCAAAACAAGUGUAGAGAAAACAUGACUCCAACUUGUGAAUGAUAACUUAGAACCUAACUAUUAGGCCUUUAACUCCAUUGACAUAACUUUACAUGAUCUAACCUCUUUUACUGUAGGCUGUGAUCGAAGAACAUGUAUAUGUUAGGGUAUGGUUGUAGAUAUAGGCCACAACCUUUGUUGCCUUUGUUGUUGUUUAUCAUGAAUAAAUCUUUGUUUGAAUACAUUCAGUUUUAUUAUCAAUGUUAUUGGGUAGUGUUGAUUCA
This is a messenger RNA of Vicia villosa (hairy vetch), 2515 nucleotides long. RefSeq lists its product as uncharacterized. The coding region runs from base 1115 to 2221 and encodes 368 amino acids. The record is from RefSeq and is a predicted model, not a curated record. NCBI's taxonomy places the organism in Eukaryota, Viridiplantae, Streptophyta, Magnoliopsida, Fabales, Fabaceae. The transcript has 2 exons.